CUUUCUUGUGGUGAACCAAUUGGAUCUUAUGAAAGUAGUGGCGUUGAUCAGCGGUGGAAAGGAUAGUUUUUAUAGUUUAUGCAAAUGUAUUGCUUAUGGUCAUGAAGUUGUAGCACUUGCAAACCUAUUUCCUGAAGACUCUACAGUACAAGAUGCGGACUCUUACAUGUAUCAAACUGUGGGCCACGAAAUCGUACAAGCAUAUGCCAGAGCACUGUUAUUACCUGUUUUUCGGAGACCUACCAAAGGGAAAGCAGUGCUUACUACUUUGGGAUAUUCUCGCCAACCAUAUGAUGAAGUAGAAGAUUUGUAUCAACUGCUGUUACAAGUAAAACAAGAAAUGCCUCAAGUGGAAGCUGUUUGUACGGGAGCUAUCUUGUCCGAUUACCAACGCAACCGUGUAGAACAUGUGUGUUGUAGAUUGCAACUAACUUCCAUUGCAUAUCUUUGGAAAAGGAAUCAAAAACAACUUCUGCAAGAAAUGUUACAAGCUGGAAUAGAUGCAAUAGUUGUAAAGGUUGCGACAAUGGGAUUGUAUCCACGGAAACACUUGGGAAAGCAUUUGAUCGAAUUGGCUCCUUUGUUGAUAGAAUUGGAGAGCAACUACGGAUCUCAUGUUUGUGGAGAAGGAGGUGAAUUUGAAAGUUUGGUAUUGGACUGUCCACUUUUCUAUUAUCGAUUGGUUGUCGAUGAAGCUGAAACAAUUGUAGUUUCUGAUGAUCGCUUUGCACCUAUAGGCUAUUUGCGAAUCAAAAAAUAUCAUUUGGAAGAAAAGUCAUUACAUGUCAACCGUAUGCAUUGGAUAAAGACUCUGGUGCCUAUCAAGUCUAUGCCAGCUCAGACGAAACAAAGAGAAACAGGCAGAAAGAAAGUUUCACAAAAUGAUAUUUCUUUAAUGUACUUGUGCAAGUCUCGUUGGUGCACAUCCAAAACAUCAAAUAUUUCAUACUUUUUGUGUUGUAGUAGAGCUGCUUCUACAACUGAGGAUAAGAAGAAUGUCUCGGAAGAAAUGAAGAAUAUUUUGGAUGACUUGGAACAAUCUUUGAAGGAAUGCAGUUUGACUCGAAAGGAUAUAUUCUAUUGUCAGUUAUACUUGAGUGACAUGAGCGAUUUCGUUUCAGUUAACAAAGUUUAUGCUUCUUAUUUUGGAACUGAAGAGCCUCCCGCUAGAGCAUGCGUAGAAGUUUCUUUAUGUUAUCAUCAACUCGUUGUACUAGAAGCAUUUGCUAGGAAGGGUCCUCGUAAGGUUCUUCAUGUUCAAAGCAUCUCUGAAUGGGCUCCUCCUUGUAUUGGACCCUACUCUCAAGCUCAUUGUUUCCAACAUGUCGUAUAUAUUUCGGGAAUUCUUGCAUUACAUCCUCCUACUGUAACUAUUGUACCAGGAUUGAAUAUAGAACAGGAAACUAUGCUCUGUAUAGAAAAUGUGAACCACACUAUGGAAGCUUUGCCAUGUGGAUGGGAAGAUAUUUUGUUUAUCUAUUGUUACAUCACUCAACCACAAGAUGCACAAAGGGUAGCCACAUUAUUGUAUAAUACUUAUGGAAAGCAAUUUGGUUUGUGCAUCGUACCUGUACGUAACUUACCUCGAAAUGGUUGUGUCGAAUUGCAACUCAUUUGUGUAUCAUCCAACGACUCUACUGGAAAUUCAUCACAAUAUGAUGCCCGUCCGAUAUGUAGUAAACAAGUUGUCCAAGGAGAAUUUCCGAUGCUCGUUGCAGAUGAUAACAAGAAUAUAUGUAGUCUCUCGGAAGAUAACUUUCAAGUGAAGUGGCAAAUGUGUAUCAGUGGUUCUAUUAUUGUAUUGCAUGCAACAUGGAAACAAGUUCCUUUACUUGACUCGUUCAAGAAACAAAUCAAAGCAAUAUUUCAUCAAUGGAUAAGCUUAUGCGAAAAGCGAUUGGACCGUGUUGGAGCUCAUGUCGCGUGGAAUCCGAUUGUUUGUAAGUCGUGGUUACCAAAAGAUCUUUUUUAUGAAAACAACAAUUAUUCUUUGCAAGAGAUAACUGAAGAAAUAUUAGUCAAGGUACUAUCCAACGAGCAUUCGAUGAACAGGACACCAGUAUUUAUUAUACCCUUGGAAGAAGACGAACAAGUUAGAACAUGCCAUUUGCAGUUAAUAUUACAAUUGGAUGAAAAAGUUAACACAUCUAGGUUGUGAAUUUCUUAGCAACUGCCAUGAGAAUACGGUUAU
This is a messenger RNA of Galdieria sulphuraria, 2191 nucleotides long. Its product is annotated as endoribonuclease. NCBI's taxonomy places the organism in Eukaryota, Rhodophyta, Bangiophyceae, Galdieriales, Galdieriaceae. The record is from RefSeq and is a predicted model, not a curated record. The coding region runs from base 29 to 2158 and encodes 709 amino acids. Gene Ontology annotation, molecular function: diphthine-ammonia ligase activity. The transcript has a single exon. Gene Ontology annotation, biological process: protein histidyl modification to diphthamide.